Messenger RNA from Physcomitrium patens, 1279 nucleotides. RefSeq names its product putative ribose-5-phosphate isomerase 3, chloroplastic. Gene Ontology annotation, molecular function: ribose-5-phosphate isomerase activity. NCBI's taxonomy places the organism in Eukaryota, Viridiplantae, Streptophyta, Bryopsida, Funariales, Funariaceae. The record is from RefSeq and is a predicted model, not a curated record. Gene Ontology annotation, biological process: pentose-phosphate shunt, non-oxidative branch.
GGGCGGGAUAACAUUGAAUUGAGAGCUGAAUUGAGAUCGAAGGGAAUUUUCGAAACUGCUGGACAUUCUAUUCCAUCUCUGGGCCUCAUCCCCCUGCCCUCCCUCCCUGAUCGAGCCCCCCUUGCGAAAUCGCAGUUCGGCACCUGGUGCGGUAGCGGCAUCAGCAGCAGGCAGCAGGAGCAGCUAUGGCGUCGUCGGCCAUGUUGGCAAGUCAAGCGCCCACUGGAGCGUCGGGCGUAGCGGUGGUCUCGGUUCCGCGCAGUUCGGUGUCGGGGUCAUCGUCAUCCACUACGCAGCUUUCGGUCAAGUCGUUCGGGGCGUCGUCGACGUUGCUGUGCGGCGGGGAAGUAGUGCAGAAGCAGGCCGGGUUCGGGAGCGUGCCGAAGAAAUCUAACGCCAUGACGUUCGCUCCUCGUGCGCAAUCGCAAGCUACCCAGGCUCUUACUCAAGAUGAGCUGAAGAAAAUCGCUGCUGAGAAGGCAGUGGAAUAUGUCAAGAGUGGCAUGGUUUUGGGUUUGGGCACAGGCUCCACAGCUGCAUUUGCAGUUGCGAAGAUUGGCGAGCUUUUGAAGGAAGGAAAGUUGACGGAUAUCGUUGGAGUGCCUACUUCAAAGAGAACGGCAGAACAGGCUGCAUCUCUGGGUAUUCCUCUUUCUGUUUUGGACGAUCAUCCUAAGAUUGAUUUGGCGAUCGAUGGAGCCGAUGAAGUGGAUCCCGAUCUCAAUCUUGUGAAGGGGCGAGGUGGAGCUUUACUUCGUGAAAAGAUGGUGGAGAAAGCAUCAGCAAAGUUUGUAGUCAUUGUUGACGAAACCAAGUUGGUGAAGGGACUUGGAGGCAGUGGAUUGGCUAUGCCUGUGGAAGUUGUCCAGUUUUGCUGGAAGUACAACGCUGAACGCCUGAAGAAUCUUCCAGAAGUUGCUGGGUGUGAGGUUGAACUGCGUAUGGAUGGAGACAAGCCGUAUGUGACUGACAACUCGAACUACAUCAUCGAUCUUUAUUUCCAGGAGCCCAUUAAAGAUGCCAAUGCUGCAGCUCACGCAAUUUCUGCACUAGAAGGUGUGGUAGAUCAUGGUCUUUUCUUGAACAUGGCCAGCGCAGUUAUCAUUGCAGGCUCUGAUGGAGUAACUGUUCAAACCAAGGAUACAUAGGUAUUUAGAGAGGACAACUCGUUAAUGUUUCACUUAUUUAGAUUGACUGUUGUACGCUUCCUAAUGAAACUGCUGCAACAAGGCGGAUUCUCUAAAUACAACUAUUUUGUAGACACCUCUGUUUUCUGACA